Messenger RNA from Anastrepha obliqua, 426 nucleotides. Its product is annotated as putative nuclease HARBI1. The transcript is spliced from 5 exons. The coding region runs from base 1 to 426 and encodes 141 amino acids. Lineage: Eukaryota; Metazoa; Arthropoda; Insecta; Diptera; Tephritidae. The record is from RefSeq and is a predicted model, not a curated record.
AUGGGAAUAAUUGGCUGUGUUGAUGGCACGCAUGUUAAAAUUGUCGCUCCCAGGAAAGAAGUUCAGCAUUUGUAUUACAACAGGAAGGGAUUCUACAGCAUUAAUGCUAUGAUUGUUUGUGAUCAUACAAUGAAAAUAACCUAUAUAAAUGCGAAAAAUCCAGGAGCUACUCAUGACUCCAUGGCUUUCAACAUGUCGCCAUUGAAAGCGUAUUUAGAGGAGCAACAUCUCAAUGGCCGUCGCAAUACUUGGCUCCUCGGUGAUGCUGGAUACGCUCUAAAACCUUAUUUAAUGACGCCGUUCAGAAACUCUGAGGAAGGGUCUCCACAAAGGACCUACAACAAACAGCAUGCCAAAGCGAGAAGUAUAAUUGAGAGAACAAUUGGAGUCCUGAAAAAUCGAUUUAGAUGUUUGUUGCAGUUUUGA